Macrosiphum euphorbiae (potato aphid) is the source of this 216-nucleotide messenger RNA. The record is from the annotation of a GenBank genome assembly. NCBI's taxonomy places the organism in Eukaryota, Metazoa, Arthropoda, Insecta, Hemiptera, Aphididae.
AUGUUAGCUGCUGCUCGCGAUCACGCUCUGGAUUUUGGCAAACAACCCUCCCUGGUGAUAUGGGUGGCUAACAAUGACGUACGUGACCCAGUCACAGCACUCGGCACUCGUGGCCAACCAAUAAUCGUGAGAUGGAUGGUUGCGGGUGGAGGGUCACUUACUAAGUUCAUCAUUCACCCAGGCGACGGUGCGUACGAACAUAGGCAGACAAGUUGA